This is a messenger RNA of Daphnia pulex (common water flea), 1610 nucleotides long. RefSeq lists its product as uncharacterized. The record is from RefSeq and is a predicted model, not a curated record. The coding region runs from base 126 to 1490 and encodes 454 amino acids. Lineage: Eukaryota; Metazoa; Arthropoda; Branchiopoda; Diplostraca; Daphniidae. The transcript is spliced from 3 exons.
ACAGCCCAGAUUGGGCACCUUGUUUGCUUCUAGAGAAAACAUACAUAACCAAGUCUGAUUGUGAUAGGACACGGAGAAGAGUCAAAUGUUUACCCACAUAUAAAGGAAACAGGAGGAAUCAAACUAUGUCAACUAUUGAAAACAAAGAUGUUGUUGCUGUAGAACCAAAUGUAGAAGACAAUGUAGCUGAUGCUGGUGAAAAUAGCAGGAAUCCAAAUAUGUCAACCAAUGAAGACAAAGAAGUGGGUUGUGCAGAACCAAAUGCAAGUUUAGCAGACCAUGUUUAUGCUGGUGAAAACAAUGAAUCUAACAUCACAUUUCAUUCAGAAAGUGUCAGUGAGAUUCAUGAUGACACAGGAUUGGUUUUAAACCUAGAAAUCCCGUCACAUAAUUUUCAAGAGUCAGACUUACAAAAACCUGACCUUAAUGUUGAAUUAAAGAAAGUUAUAGUGGAGUUACAGAACAGAAAUUCAGAACUUGCAAGUAAAGUGGAAAUACUAAAUGCAAACAUAGUUGAACUAAAAUCUGAACUGGAGUCCUCAAAGGUAGAAAUAUCACAAUUACAACUUGAAAUCGCCAAAGGGAAAGCCGAAAAACAGAAAGAUUUGUACACCCGUUGCAUUGAAGACGUAGAGUUAAUGGUUUACUAUACCCGCUUUACCCCAACAGCCUUUGAAGCAAUUUUUCAAGGAGUUCUGCCCCUGAAACAUAACAACAACUCAUGUUUAGAUUUUCGUCGUCAGUUUUUCUUAACAUUGACAAAACUAGUACAUAACUUUGGUUUCCAAGAUUUGUCUGUUCAGUUUAACGUUUCUAGACAAACUAUAUCGAACUACUUUCAUUUCUGGGUAGGGCUACUCCACGAUCGUUUUUUCUCUAGAGUUGUUUUUUGGCCAUCUCAAGAAUCACUGAAAAAAACUAUGCCAAUGUGCUUUAGGAUGGAUUUUUUUAACACUGCAGCAAUAUUGGACUGUUUUGAGUUACAAUUCGAUACUCCUCAUAUUCCAACUGACCCAGCCGCUUCUUUUUCCUCGCACAAACAAAGGACAACUGUGAAAUACUUAAUAUCUGUUACUCCUCAAGGUUCUUUUAAUUUUGUUUCAAAUGGUUUUUGUGGGAGAGUGAGUGAUAAACAAGUUGUAAUUGAUAGUGGAAUUUUAAAUAACUUGAAACAUGGCGACCUAAUUUUGGUAGACAGGGGUUUCCCUUUAGAAGAAGUAGUUGCAUCGCGAGGCGCUCAAUUCAUGGUACCUGCGUUUAUGAAAGAAAGAAAUCAACUUCCGGAAAUUGAAACUAGGCGCAUAGAAAAUGUUAGGAUUCAUGUAGAAAGAAUCAUUGGGGCAACUAGAGCCAGAUUUCAAAUGUUAAAAGGUCCUAUCGACAGGAAUUUUCUAAAUUCAGAUAAUGAGUCUACGGGUUUUGUCGACAAAAUAGUAAAAGUAUGUUGCAUUCUUUCUAACCUCUUACCAAGUGUGGUUCCCCUUGACUAAAUUCAAUCAACAUAUGUAAAAUUCAUUGACUGAUAUCACUGAGUUUGUAUUUGUUUUCUGGGUUUAUAACAUUGUGUAAAUUUGUAACAUUUGGAAACAUUAAACACUGAUCUCACAAAA